Molecule: messenger RNA, 3600 nt
Organism: Closterium sp. NIES-65
Lineage: Eukaryota; Viridiplantae; Streptophyta; Zygnematophyceae; Desmidiales; Closteriaceae
Source: the annotation of a GenBank genome assembly
AUGUAUGCUGUGGAUUAUAGUGAGGAGAAUGAGGGUUACCGUUGUUCCAGCCCGACCCGGGCAUUGGUACUGCUUGCGCUAGGUGCUUGUGAGGCUGCUGCUCUAGGUGCCAGUGCGUCUGCGCUCUCAGGUCCUGGUGAGACUGCGCUCUCAGGUACUGCGUCGUCCUCGUCCUCCCUCACUUUCACACUUGACUCCGGAGCUUCUCGCUCCUUCUUUCGAGACCGCACUACCCUUUCGCCGCUCGCCAGGCCGGUUGCGGUCUCCCUUGCUGACCCCUCUGGGGGUCCUGUCCUGUCUCACUUCUCCACUGUCCUCCCGUGUCCGGCUGCCCCUUCGGGCACCCUGUCGGGUCUGUACCUUCCCUCGUUCUCUACGAACUUGGUGAGUGGAGCGGACCUGCAGGAUGGGGGUGUUCACCAGUUCACAUCCUGCGCGUCAGCGGGUGACCCACUGCACGGAGGCUCGCACAGGCCGACACCUGGCCACGUGGCUGCGUCAGGUCAGGUACUUGCUGCUGCGUCCCGGUCAGGUCCUGAGUCUGCCCCCUGUUCUUGUCGCCUCCUGUCUCACGAGACUCUCCUGUGGCACCACCGUCUUGGCCACCCCUCCUUGCCCCGUCUUCGGAGCAUGGCUUCCCGUGUCCUUGUCUCUGGUCUUCCCCAGUCUCUCCCUCCUCUCCCCUCCGGGCCAGGACCUUCCUGUGUCCCCUGUGUCGAGGGUCGCCUCCGGGCUACUCCUCACUCCUCCCACUUCCCCCCGACGGAGGCUCCCCUGCAGACGCUUCACAUGGAUGUGUGGGGCCCAGCCCCCGUCCGUGGGCAGGGUUACGAGCGCUACUUCCUGCUGGUGGUUGACGACUACUCGCGUUACACCACAGUCCUCCCCUUGCGCAGCAAGGGUGCGGUCACUGAGGUGCUGAUCGACUGGAUCCGCGAGGCUCGUCUCCAGCUCAGGAGGAGCUUCGGCUCAGACUUUCCUGUUCUGCGUCUGCACUCGGACAGAGGCGGAGAGUUCUCUUCUCGCCUUCUGCGAGACUACUGUCGUGCACGGGGGAUCCGCCAGACCUUCACGCUUCCGGACUCACCACAGCAAAAUGGGAUUGCUGAGCGCCGCAUUGGCAUGGUCAUGGAUGUCGCUCGUACGUCCAUGAUGCAUGCGGCUGCCCCCCAUUUUCUGUGGCCGUUUGCAGUGAGGUACGCGGCGCAUCAGCUCAACCUUCACCCCCGGGUCUCUCGGCCUGCGAUGUCCCCAGCCUUGCUGUCGACGGGGAAGGUUGGCGAUGCGUCUGUGUUCCGUGUCUGGGGAUCUCGGGCGUUUGUCCGCGACUUGUCUGCGGACAAGCUGUCCCCUCGUGCUGCUCCCUGUGUCUUCCUUGGCUUCCCCACUGACGCCCCAGGGUGGCAGUUUUACCACCCCUCCUCUCGUCGUGUUCUGUCCUCCCAGGACGUCACGUUCGACGAGUCAGUCCCCUUCUACCGUCUCUUCCCCUACCGCACUCCUUCCCUCCCCCCUCCCCCGGACUUCCUUGUGCCGGUUCCCCCCCCGGUAGACCCCCUUCCCCCUCAGGUUCCUGCCCCCUCAGGUGUGUCCCAGGUAGACGCCGUUGACCCGGUCGAGGUUACUGGUGACUCUGGUGCUGCUGCGGGUGCUGAGCCUGGGGGUGCUGACUCUGGGGUGCUGUGCGCGGGGGUGCUGAGCCUGGGGGUGCUACUGCUGGGGGUGCUGGGCCUGAGGGUGCUACUUGCGGAGGGAGCUGCGCGAGUGGUUCGCGUCGCCGCUGGAGGCGUGCUGCUGAGAUCUGGAGGUGCUGCUGGAGCUGGAGCUGGAGCUUCUUCGACCGUCGUGGGUGCGGGUGCUGCCGGUCCCGGAGCUGCUGGACCUGCGGGUCCUCCUGGAGCUGGAGCUGCUGAGGGCGCUGGUGCUGAGCCUACUGCUGUUGGUCCUGCCACUGGAGGUGUGGGUGGCGCUGGUGCUGUCGCUGAGGGUGCUGGUGCAGACCCUGCUGCGUCUGGAGCUGCCGCGCGGCCUCGGCCGUACUUCGUUCCGCUCUUGCAGCAGGUUCUUGGUCUUUCUCCUCCGGUAGAGGGUCCACCGCCUGUCCAGUCGCAGUCCCUGCUGGAGCCUUCCUCUCCUCUGCCUGCUCCCUCUCUUACACUGGUCCUACUGGAAGGUCUUGCUGAGCGUCGUGAGCCUGCGUCUCGUCCCGCGUCGCCUUCCACUGCUGCGUCUGCUCUAGUCGCUGAGCUCGUCGACUUUGCUGCUCGCUGUCGUCUCGACUACACUGCUAGUCUUGUUGCUGAGUCUGCGUCUGUCUGUCCUCCGUCCGUCGGGGGUGAGUGUGCUCUUAGCACGGACGUCCUAGAGGACAGGCAGGAGGAGUUACAGUGUCUAGCGGCUGCUUCACCUCAUCUCGCGUCUGUACUGCUUGCCCCUGAGGGAGACUCGGAUGCACUAGACAUCCCGACUCCGCGUUCUUACGCGGAGGCCGUAGAGGGUCCCUACUCCUCUCAGUGGCAGGCAGCUAUGGAUGCAGAGAUGGCUUCCUGGAAGUCCACAGGCACCUACGUUGACGCGGUUCCCCCUCCUGGGGCGAACAUCGUCAGUGGCAUGUGGAUCUUCAGGGUGAAGCGGCCGCCGGGCUCUCCACCUGUCUUCAAGGCACGGUACGUUGCUCGUGGCUUCAGUCAGCGGCAGGGAGUUGACUACUUUCAGACCUUCUCUCCCACCCCGAAGAUGACUACUCUUCGGGUGCUGCUGCACAUAGCCGCUCAGCGCGACUACGAGCUUCACUCUCUCGACUUCAGCACUGCGUUCUUGCAGGGUAGCCUGCACGAGGAGAUCUGGCUUCGCCGUCCACCUGGCUUCACUGGGACUUUCCCUCCUGGCACCCAGUGGAGCCUUCGACGGCCAGUCUACGGUCUCCGCCAGGCACCGCGUGAGUGGCACGACACACUGAGGACUACGCUUGCGGCUCUUGGGUUUGCUCCUUCUACUGCUGACCCGUCGCUGUUUCUUCGCACCGACACUUCCCUGCCGCCGUUCUACAUCCUCGUGUACGUCGACGACUUGGUCUUUGCCACAGCAGACACUGCUGGACUCGCCUACGUGAAGUCCGAGCUGCUGAAGAGACACACGUGCACAGACCUGGGCUACGCAGCGGUCGUCACAGGGUUACACCUUCAGCCUUGGUUCCGGUUCUGUCUCGUGGCGGUCUACUCGCUCGUCUUCGUUCUCGGCUCCAGUUGUGAGGCUGAGAUCUAUGCCGGGGCCAUGGCUGCACAGGAGCUUCGCUGGCUCACCUACCUGCUGACUGACCUUGGAGAGUUGCCUCGUUCUCCUCCGGUGCUGUACGUAGACAACAAGGCUAUGCUGGCCUUGUGUCGAGAGCAGCGCUUGGAGCACAGAACGAAGCACAUUGCUCUCCGCUACUUCCUUGCUCGUGAGCUGCAGCAGCGUGGUCAGUUGCGACUUGCGUACGUGGCCUCUGAGGCCAACACUGCUGAUGUGUUCACCAAGGCACUCGCGCCUUGUGACCAUCAGCGCUUUUGCACCCAGCUGGGUCUUGUGCCUGUCUUGCCUCACUUGCUCUCCUCUUGA